This is a messenger RNA of Salvia miltiorrhiza (redroot sage), 4015 nucleotides long. RefSeq lists its product as uncharacterized. The coding region runs from base 317 to 3397 and encodes 1026 amino acids. Gene Ontology annotation, biological process: protein ubiquitination. The transcript has 14 exons. Gene Ontology annotation, molecular function: ubiquitin-protein transferase activity; RNA binding. Gene Ontology annotation, cellular component: CCR4-NOT complex. The record is from RefSeq and is a predicted model, not a curated record. NCBI's taxonomy places the organism in Eukaryota, Viridiplantae, Streptophyta, Magnoliopsida, Lamiales, Lamiaceae.
GGCGUAUUGUGCAGUAGAAAAACAAAGAAAAAAAAGUCCAAGACGGUAGCUGUGUUAAGUUGGGAGUUAUCGAAUCGAGCCGAAUGGGAUCAGACACAGAUAGGAACAGCAUAAAAGGACCCAACUUCCAAAUCCAACCCUUUCUCUUUUCUCACUCCAAUUCUCUGUCUGAAUACUGUUUUCUUUGUGGCUCUCUCUCUCUAUAUCUCCACAUCCCUCUGCACCUUGUAUCCUUUCUUUUCGAUCCAAUCAUCCAUUCUAAGUUCCCUAUCACCCAAUCUCAUUUCUCUGUCUAGAUCGCUCAAUCUAUCUGCAGAUGGCCAAGUCAAAUCUUCUAAUUAAUCAGGCGACCAUGAGCGACGAAGGAGAGAAGACUUGCCCCCUCUGUGCUGAGGAGAUGGAUUUAACUGAUCAGCAGUUAAAGCCUUGCAAGUGUGGCUAUGAGAUUUGUGUUUGGUGUUGGCAUCAAAUUAUAGAUAUGGCUGAGAAAGAUGAUACUGAAGGGCGCUGUCCAGCAUGUCGUACUCCUUAUAACAAGGAAAAGAUUGUUGGAACGACUGCAAAAUGUGAAAGAUUGGUUACAGAGAUGAGUGUGGAGAAAAAGCUAAAGUCACAGAAGGGAAAGAGCAAAGCCUUGGAAGGACGGAAGCAACUUGGCAGUGUACGAGUUAUUCAAAGGAAUCUUGUGUAUGUUGUGGGUCUGCCACUGAAUUUUGCAGAUGAGGAUCUACUUCAGCGCAGAGAAUAUUUUGGUCAGUAUGGAAAGGUGCUGAAGGUGUCAAUAUCUCGAACAGCGACUGGGGCUAUACAACAGUUUGCAAAUAGUACAUGCAGUGUAUAUAUAACAUAUUCAAGGGAGGAGGAGGCAGUCCGAUGUAUUCAGCUGGUACAUGGAUUUUCUUUGGAUGGUAAACCAUUGAGGGCAUGCUUUGGGACCACAAAAUACUGUCAUGCAUGGUUGAGAAAUAUGCCUUGCAGCAAUCCAGAUUGUCUAUAUUUGCAUGACAUUGGUUCACAAGAGGAUAGUUUUACAAAGGAUGAAGUAAUAUCUGCUUACACAAGGAGUAGGAUUCAACAAGUCACCAGUUCCUCAACUAGUAUCCAACGGCGUUCAGGAAAUGUAUUACCUCCACCAGGAGAUGAUUACAGUAAUAACAGCUCGACAUCUUCAGUGAAGCCUAUGGCUAAAACAGUAAAUACAAAUCAGAAUUCAGCAAUGAGUACAAGAAAUUCUCCACCAAAUAGUAGCUCUGGGAUAUCUGCUGCUCUGCCAGCUGGAGCAUCUUGGGGUAUACGUCCAUCUAGUAAUCAACAUUUGCUGACAAGUACAUCGAGUUCCAAUGGACCACCUAAUCAGAAAAAUGACAUGGAUAGUCCAGCGGCAUUUUCUAAAUCUGCCCUACGUCAAAUUUCUUCAUUUCAGAAUGACACUGGGAAGAAAAAGGUGCCUACUGAAGGAAGUGCCAUUUCUCUAGAGAAAAGUAAAACAGAAACUUCUGGUCCAGUAAAGAAGGAAUCAAAUACAGAUGGAAGUAUUGUUUCUGAAACUUGCACUGCAUCUGUAUAUCUCACCAGUGCGCCCUUGAGCAGCCAGCUUCAUAGCCCACCUAGACCCAAAUCGCUUCCAAAUACUUCUAAUAUAGUUGAUUCUUCUGCUUCAUCUAGUGUACUUGUAUCAGAUAAAGGUCCCAUGAACUUAAUAGACAACAUGGAGAAUGUGUGCUCUGAUGUAUUAUCAUUGAGCAUUCUAGAAAAUCAUAAUUUUCAAACUAACAAUGUUGAGCAAAGUAGAGAAUCUUCUGUUUGUCAGACUUCUGGGGAAGUUAAGAAUACCACUGACGUGGUACACAUUGCAAGUGUCCAGUCUGAUUCUAUAUUGGAAAGGCCCUAUGAAGUAACUAAAGUCUACUUGCCUGAACUGGACAAUGAUCUGUUAUCUUUUCAUAACCAGAGGAUUAAGGAUCCUGAACUGGACAAUGAUCUGUUAUCUUUUCAUAAACAGAGGAUUAAGGAUCCUGAGAUUGCUGCUUCCAGUAGAGCACCAGAUUCUAAUGCACUUAAUCUGAAGCAUUCUGGUUUUGAUUCUCCUGCAUUUGACAAUGCUGAUGGUUUAACUGGUAUUGGUUUUGAUAGGCAGGCCGUACAUAGAAGUGGUAACUUGAUGGUUUCAACGUCUAAUUGUCCAAGUGGGUAUCUGGAGAAUACAUUCAAUAAUGGUGCUCAAGAUUCCACUUUGUUUCCAAGAAAAGAGAAAAUGUCUCACCUUGGGAGAUAUGAAACUGAAGUAGGCAGAGGUACUGCUAUUGAUGCAGGGGAGAGCAGCAUUAUAUCAAAUAUUUUGUCACUGGACAUUGGCUCAUGGGGUGGGUCUGUAACUUCAACUGAGGACCUGGCUAAGUUGCUAGGUGAAACUGAUGGACGACAAGGGUCUUUUGGAGCACCAGUUUCCUGGAAAGCUCAGAAUAGCAGUCAAUCAAGAUUUUCGUUUGCUAGAGAGGAGGAAGCUAUGAGCCAUUUACCUGAUUCUGAACAAUCGAUUGAUUACCAUGAACAAGCCUUUAAGCAGCAUCUUUUUGGCCAUAAUUUCUCUGGCAGCAACAGAUUGCAUCUUGAGAAGAUUGUUAGUAAAAAUGACUUACCUGUUUCCAGUGGCACAGAACAAGAUUAUUUUGCCAACAAUGUUUCCCAUUUUUCUUCCAAUAAGCUUCCUUUUUCAAGACCUCAGGUAUCUGCACCUCCAGGAUUUUCAGCGCCUAGUAGGGCAGCAGCACCUCCAGGCUUUACUUCUCACGGGCGGACAGAGCAAUUUUUUGAAUCACACUCUGGCAAUCAUGCGCUCGAUGCUACCUCUUUAUUAAGAAAUCAGUAUCAAACACCGCCAAGUGGUGAUACUUAUUCUAAUGGUGAUAUAGAAUUUAUAGAUCCUGCAAUUUUGGCUGUUGGCAAAGGGACAUUUGCAAGUGGCAUAAACAAUCCGGGCCUAGACAUGAGAUCUAAUUUUUCUCCGCAGUUCAAUACAUAUGAUGAGGCCAGAUUCCAAUCAAUUUUACAAAGAUCUCUUCCGCAACAUCAGAACCAAAUAUUUAGUGACCUCGGCGACAAUCUUUCCACUCUUGGUGAUACUUAUGGAAUUCCUUCUAGGGUUGUCGAGCAGACACUAUCCAAUAAUCACUCUCCAUUUUCUCAGUUCACCCUACAUCAGUCUAGAAAUGGAAUAACUUCUAAUGGUCAAUGGGAUGGGUGGAAUGAAGCCCAGAGUGUGAAUAAUUUGGGUAGGGCUGAACUGCUCAGAACCGAGCGGUUGGCACUUAGCAGCAAGUUCUACAAUGGUUAUGAAGAAUCAAAGAUGAGGAUGCCAGGUUCAGGCAAUAUAUACAAUGGGACUUAUGGGAUUUGAUUUGAAGAUGUUUAUUCUGUUUGGUCAGUGAUGAUAUCAGUGGUGUAAUAGGAUGAUCAUAUCGGAUCUCGAUGCCCAAAGUUCACCUUUUGAACGUGGUGCUUAUGAACAUGAUGAGCCAUGGUUAGUCUUGACUCCGCUACUUUCAGGUUGGUGGAGAUCAAACCUUCUCAUGGAGUCUAGAAGCCAAGAGGUGAAAGUUCUGAGACUGAAGCUCAAUGCGAAUGCUGCUAGACCUAUGUUGUCCGUGGCCAUCCCAGUGUUCGAGCCUUUGAGUUUCAUCUCAACCACAGUGAGAAAGAGAGAGAGUAGCAUCUUAUCCCUGCCCUGCUUUCGGAUUGGGAAAAGUUACUGCAUCUGUAGAAUAAUUGCGGAUUAACAAGAGAUGGACAUGGUCGUAGGAGAAGGUACGUGAUCUCUGCCGCAAUAUUAAGCAUAGAAAAGAGUGAGUGUUGUGAACGAGAAUGAAUAUAAGAUGGGUUAGGUUCUGUGAAUCCGUCGUGUAAUGUUGCAUUAAUCGUAUUUUUACUUGGGUGAAAGUUAACACUACCCUCGUUGAUAAGUUAUAUGUGGAAAAUAUUCAUUCUUAUGAAAACACGUAGAAAAUACUUAAAAAUA